Messenger RNA from Cicer arietinum (chickpea), 1370 nucleotides. RefSeq names its product serine/threonine-protein phosphatase 7 long form homolog. NCBI's taxonomy places the organism in Eukaryota, Viridiplantae, Streptophyta, Magnoliopsida, Fabales, Fabaceae. Gene Ontology annotation, biological process: meristem maintenance; meristem development. The record is from RefSeq and is a predicted model, not a curated record.
GGUCUCAUCACUGUUAUGGUUGAGAGAUGGAGACCUGAAACUCACACAUUUCAUCUUCCAAUAGGUGAGUACACAAUAACUUUGGAAGAUGUUUAUUACAUUUUAGGAUUAAACGUUUCCGGUUUACCUGUUAGUGGUUCCAAUUUUGUGCAAGUAAAACAAAUCUGUCAAGAUUACUUAGGAGUUAUCCCACCCGAUGGAGCAACAAAAGGUAAUUCUAUUAAAUUAAAGUGGCUUAAGGAUACAUUUGACGAUGUUGGUGAAAAUGCAUCUGAAUUAGAAAAACAAGCAUCAUGUCGAGCAUACAUCCUACGUAUGAUCGGAGGGUUAUUGAUGCCUGACAAAUCCAACAACCGUGUACAUCUAAAGUAUCUUUCACUAUUAGGAGAUUUAAACAAAGUAUCCCAAUAUAGUUGGGGUUCAGCUGUUUUAGCUACACUUUAUAGAGAAUUAUGCCUUGCAACGAAACCUGGUGUAAUAUCUAUGGGAGGAUGCGCAUUAUUGUUGCAAAACUGGGCAUGGUAUCGUUUGUCUUGUGUCGCUCCUGAAUCUCCCAAACCAUGGAUAUUUCCACUUGCACAGAGGUUUAAUUCUGGUGGUCUAAAUUUUGCUAAAGUUCCUCAUAACGACGUAGAAGGAUAUCGAAAAACAAUUGAUCACAUGAUGGUUGAGGAAUUUUAUUGGAGACCUUAUCUCGGGUUCCAACAUGAAGUUUCAGAAGAAGAUAGGGCCACUUGGAGUGCAUGUACUUAUCUACUCUGUUAUCAUAUUGUUGAAAAACAUCAUACAGAUAGGGUCACACUCCAGUUUGGUUUACAUCAACAAAUACCACAACCACCAGAGGACAUGAAAUCGUAUCACGAGGUCGACAUGAGGCGUGGGAUUGAUGAUAAUUGGACUUGGGUUUGGAGGGAAGAAAUAAACCAUUGGAAUGAGCGCCAUAAUUACGUGUUGCAAGGUAACAUCGUACAAGGUGUUUUAUGUCAUAGCACAGAAUAUAUGAUUUGGUUUAGACAACACACCAAAUUGUUUAUAUCUGUAGAACAAUAUCUUCGUGAUCCCCGUUUACAACCGCCGUCAUAUCCUCGUGUGCAAUCGACCUCCCAAUCAACCCCACAACACCAAUACACAGCAGGACCGUCUUCAUCAUCACCUCACAUACACGUCGCUACUUAAGUUCCAUUUUAUGAUCCACCACCAUCUCAGUAUUAUGUUCCGUCGGUGCCAGAAAUACCAACACCCGGUUAUCCGACAGAAGAUAGGCUUCUCUAUAAUUUGUUUGGAACUCAGUGCACAACUCCUGAGUCGGCAUAUGCUGUAUUUGAUUCAAUGUAUAAUCAACAAUCGCAAAAUGUAAUGGAAGCAGGUGG